This is a messenger RNA of Talaromyces stipitatus ATCC 10500, 1435 nucleotides long. Its product is annotated as calcium transporter, putative. Gene Ontology annotation, molecular function: manganese ion transmembrane transporter activity; iron ion transmembrane transporter activity. Lineage: Eukaryota; Fungi; Ascomycota; Eurotiomycetes; Eurotiales; Trichocomaceae. The coding region runs from base 312 to 1361 and encodes 349 amino acids. Gene Ontology annotation, biological process: intracellular manganese ion homeostasis. Gene Ontology annotation, cellular component: fungal-type vacuole membrane. The transcript is spliced from 2 exons. The record is from RefSeq and is a predicted model, not a curated record.
AACCAUAGUUCCCCUCCAGUUCCUUUUAGAUACUUACUUGGAAUGCACUCAUUCCAUUCAUCAAUACAUACAUAAUUCACCUUGCACGAACCAGGCUUAUUUGCCAUUCAUCCCUUGGGACAUUGCAUUGGAUGGGCUGAAUCUCCUUCAAAUACCGCGGUCCGCCAGUCGCCAUCUUACAGCUUUUAUUGAACGGACUUACUACGCAUCAAUCUGGUCGGCCAUUGAAUCAAAACACCUUGGAUUCUGUCGUAAGUCUCUUCUGACGACACAGAAUCACCUUUUUCCCCCUUCAUACACAUACGAGUAGUAUGGCGUUAUUGUUCUUGAAGAACAAACUCUUCCCGUCGUGGAACCAGAGUGACAGGGAUAAGAAUCAGAGGAAAGGAACCUGGGCGAAGAAAAGCGCAUCCCCGUCACCUGAUUUACGUGAGCUUAUUCUCACAUUCUUUGGGUUCCAAAAUACUGACAUACGAUCUCCAGGACGACCUUUACUUAUUUACGAUUCGGAUAAUAUAGACGGCUCAACUGUCGACGGGAGUGACACAGAUAUUGAAGCACAAAUGAACGGAUCAUACAGCACCUUUGCGGGGACCAACAACGGCGACAAUCACAACAGAGACGAUGCGUCGGUUCGCAGUAACGAAAGCGGGAACCGCUCUCGCAUAAAUCCGAGAUUAAUUUCCGAUGCCAUUCUUGGACUUUCAGAUGGACUUACAGUUCCCUUCGCGCUAAGCGCAGGACUUUCGGCUAUUGGCGAUACAAAGGUGGUCGUCCUUGGUGGGUUAGCAGAGCUGAUUGCCGGUGCAAUCUCUAUGGGACUGGGUGGCUAUGUUGGCGCAAAAAGCGAGCUUGAGUCGUAUGAGGCAACAGUGCGAGAGGUCAACGAAAUCCUUGACCAUCCUGGUGAGACGCGCGCUAUGGUCACCUCUACGUUUGCAAACUACAACCUCUCACCGGGUGCAAUCGAUGAAAUUACCAACUCUCUCCAGGCUGAGCCGGAAAAGCUACGAGACUUUCUCCUUACCUUCCAUCACCGGGAAUCAAAGCCAGAUUGUAACCAAGCGUACAUGUCAGCUCUGACAUUGACCCUUGGCUACUUUAUCGGCGGGUUCAUCCCGUUGAUUCCGUAUUUUAUCGCCAACCAGGUUUACACCGCUUUCAUGUCGAGUGUCAUUGUCAUGGCAGUAACCCUUUUCGCUUUUGGAUAUGUGAAAACUUGCAUUGUCAGGGGAUGGAAAGGAGGGGCUAAUAUCUGGGCUGGUGUGAUGGGAGGCAUUCAGAUGUGUGUGGUUGGUGGACUCGCUGCAGGCGCGGCUGUUGCGCUUGUCAAAUUAAUCAAUAGUGAUGGCAAUGUCUAGUCUCAUGAACAUACUGGCAGUGUUACGACUUUAUGCAUGGUUCUAUUUAUCUCACGUGGAAGUGAAAUGUAUGG